AUUUUCUCUCCCAUUUAUUUCCACACGCCACCCCUUUCCUAGCUCGAUUCAGGGUUCACCCCUCUCUCCCCCUCUCUCUCAUGAACUCUGCUUUGCCCCAAUUCAUCACCGUAGGCUUUGUGUGUUGCAACCACCACUCCCUCACUGAUAGAGCACCACAGUGAUAGCUGAGGUCGUUGCCCAACGUCACCUCACGCUUCUCACAGCUGAUCCUUCUUCUCCCCUUUUGAUCAGCCGCUACUUUUCCCGAUCGAUCCAUCACCACAGUUUGCCUCGCCAUUGACGAGAAAUCCUACACCACUGCCACUACACGCCUGAUUGCCUGUGUAGCCAGCUCUUCAUCGCCGAGUUCUCUACCCUGUGCACCACUGCUUUCUUUGCGAGAUGCAAGGGCCAUCCUCGACUGCUGACAUCGCUCAGUUAUUGGACAUUGAUUCUAUGUCGAACCCCUCACAUCAACGGUGAACCUUACGAGCUUUAAAAUGCAAAGUGCCAAUGGUCGCCACCGCCGUCUUCCGCCGAUGUCUCCAACUCAUCGUCUUCGCUGCUGCAGCCGCCUGUUCGCACGCCGACAGCAACUUCAUCAACAAAACCUGUGAAGUCGCCUACAGCCAAGACUUCUGCUUCUCCAUGCUCAUUUCCGACCGCCGGAGCAUCAACGCCUCCACCGCGCCUGAGCUCGCCUACAUCGCGCUCGACAUCGACGCCACCGCCGACAUUUCCUCCACCGUUGGAGUGUUACAACAGAUUGCCGACAAGAACCAGGGCACGGAUCUGGAGGCGGCGCUGAACCAGUGCAUAAUGGUUUACAACAACGCCGGCGGGGAUCUCGAGGACGCACGCGACGCCGUCGGCAGCAAGGAAUACAGCAAUGCCGAUGCUUUGAUCGACUCUGCCGCCACUUCGCCUGAUGGCUGCCAAAAUAUGUUCGACGAUGUGGAGAUGCCGGCGCCGGUGGCGGAGAAAGGGGAGUGGCUAGGCGAGAGAAUUGACGUCUGCUCUGCCCUUGUGAAGGCGCUGUUUAAUCAAUAGUUCGAAUUUCGAUAUUUAUCUAUUUGAAUAAUUAUUGUCGAUCCAUCUAAAAUGGAUUAGGCUUCGUUGAAUUAUUGAAUUUGAUAAAAAUAAAUAAAUUAAUGAAAAAAAAGACUUCG
Messenger RNA from Zingiber officinale, 1151 nucleotides. RefSeq lists its product as uncharacterized. NCBI's taxonomy places the organism in Eukaryota, Viridiplantae, Streptophyta, Magnoliopsida, Zingiberales, Zingiberaceae. The record is from RefSeq and is a predicted model, not a curated record. The transcript has 2 exons. Gene Ontology annotation, molecular function: enzyme inhibitor activity. Bases 496 to 1032 code for a protein of 178 amino acids.